This is a messenger RNA of Perca fluviatilis (European perch), 4114 nucleotides long. It is a transcript of the gene fam168a, whose product is annotated as family with sequence similarity 168 member A. Gene Ontology annotation, biological process: positive regulation of base-excision repair. The record is from RefSeq and is a predicted model, not a curated record. The transcript has 9 exons. NCBI's taxonomy places the organism in Eukaryota, Metazoa, Chordata, Actinopteri, Perciformes, Percidae. Bases 257 to 964 code for a protein of 235 amino acids.
CCUCCCUUCCUCUCUCCCUCCCGGCAGUGCAUCCCCAUCCCCCACACGGUGGCCGUCUCUUCGGGUGAAAGCUGUCUUCUCUGCGCCACUGGUCCGACAAAACGUUGCUGUAGCAGAGCCAGUCCGCACCGACCUGAGGCACAACAGACCCACGGGAGAGAUCACGUACGCACACGGGGAAUCUUUUUUUUGUUCUACCGAGUGGCUUUGAUUUGCAUAUCCACUUCCACUCCUUCCUCAUUUGCAUACAGCAAGAAUGGCGAGCGGGCAUCCCACAGACAAAUUCAGUUUCAUGUAUCAACCAGACACGCACAAGAGUAAGAACAGGUUAGCUUCAGCUAUGAAUCCAGUCUACAGCCCCGUUCAGCCUGGCACCCCAUAUGGAAACCCUAAAAACAUGGCCUUUACAGGCUAUCCAGGAGGGUAUACUGCCACGGCUCCCACCUAUACACCCAACCUCUAUCAAACGGGCAGUCCUGGGUAUCCACCAGGAUAUACUUCAGCAGGCACCCCGUACAAAGUGCCCCCCACUCAGUCAAAUGGAGCGCCCCCUCCCUACACCCCCACCCCUACCCCAUACCCAACAGCCAUGUACCCCAUUCGCAGUGCCUACCCUCAGCAGAACCUAUACGCACAGUGCCCUGAGGCUACAAUGGUUGUGAUGGGAGCAUACUAUACCCAGCCAGUGUAUGCGGCUCAGCCACAUGUGAUUCAUCACACCACCGUGGUGCAGCCUAACAGCAUCCCCUCCACAGCCCUCUACCCUGCCCCUGUCCCUGUCCCUGCUCCUCGCAACAACGGCAUGGCUGCCAUGGGGAUGGUAGCUGGGACAACCAUGGCCAUGAGUGCAGGGACCCUGCUGACAACGCCCCAGCACGCCCAGAUUGGAGGACACCCAGUUACUGUGCCAACCUACAGGGCCCAAGGGACACCUGGGUACAGCUACGUACCACCUCACUGGUAGAGCCCACCCAUCAUAUCUGGAGUCCACCAUCGUAUGCAACUUCUCAAAUCUUACACGGGCUCCCACUGGUAACCAUGGGAACUCAACACCUGUCUGCAAGAACAAAACUAAAGUGCAACAGCCACUUUACUAUUAUUGUUAUUGUUAGUAUGCGACAUUCUCUAACGUUUUUACAAAAGCUGCUUUUAUUUUUCUCUGUUCAUUUGCCAACCAGUCAUUACCUUAUUUUGUAUGGCUAUUUUAUUUUUUUUAUUUGAUCUCCUCAUUUUCUGUUGAUGUGUCUGUCAUUGGAACUCCAGAAGGACUCUUGACCAAUCACGGGUGUCAGUUGCUCCUGUUUCUGUGUUGUGCUGGUGUGUGUGGUCCUUCCUGCUGCUGCUCAGUUGGUUGGAAAAUAUUGGGCACUUAUUCUCAGAAGUGCACUCAUUAUCAUCUCCAUCAGUCACUACGAAGACUUAAGCUGCCACAUUUCUAACAACUAGAUAUCAGCACAGGGUUUUAACAUAAUAAACAUUUUAGUUUUCUGGUUAUUUAAUUUUUUUGAUAUUCUUACUUUUACACAUCUGAAUUACUUUUUUUUAUUUUUAUUUUUUCCUCUCUUUUGUUCUUCCCUUCUCUAUCAUUUUUGUUCCCGCCUUGUUUCAUUUUCAGUUUAAUCUCAGUCGUCUUCCAGCGCCUAGCUGUCUGUCGGGCAGUAGUCAGUCCAUCAUCCCUGCCGUUUACGUGUCCGUGAGUGCUAUAGGCAGAUCACUUACCGACCAUUACCCAUGCUGCUGCUCACUGUGUCCACAUUAGCAUAGCACACACUAAGAAAACUUCACCUACUACAUGCUACAUACUAUGCAGGCUAGUAUGUUAUGACACUAUCGGAACCUUAACCUGUAAGAAUCUUUAUAAUAACCAUGUCAACAGCAUGGGUGUGUACACACACACACACACACACACAGGGGCUCCUGCGUUGUGUCAGAAAAAAAACACAUGAUCACUUAGUGGCACUUACUAUACAAUACCUCCAGUUAUGUUGUUACUGAUCACACACACACACACACACACACACACACACGUACGUGACGUGGGUUUCUAGGGGUGUGCAUGGCAGACAGCAGAGAAGGAGUUUAAAGGGAUUGUGUUGGCGCAAAGAGAGGAGAGCAGGACUGGAUGGAGAGAGCAGACUUUAAGGAAGGAGGAGGAGCUCACAUAUUCACAGUCGGGUUAUUUCAUUUCAAGGUACAAGACAUUUGAGUUUGGGACAUGUCACCUGCAAGAGGCCACCCAAACACUGCUAUUUUUGCACUACAUGUAUUGUACAUUGAUUCCUCACUGUGAUUACAUCACCUCCUCCUCCAUCCUUUCAGGCGAGGACUUUAUAACCAAACACUCAACAAAUAGAAACCCACGCUCUCGAGUAUACAGUUAAUAGUGGACCAGUCAAAUACAUGUGCUGAUGAAUGGAUAGGUUUCAAUCCACUAGUCCAUUUCACAGUUCUGUGAGUGCUGAAAAGACCAAACCAGUGACAUGGGUGGUUGUGCACCACAUUUAGGAAGAAAUGAUGGCAAAUCAGAGGGCUGUAGUGUGUAUACACCUGGUCUAUGUCAUAGGGAUGAUUUGUUAUGCUCUGAAUUUGGGUCAAAAUUUGAACUUUGUCGGUAUUACCAUAUGAAUUGCAAGAGCACUGUAGUAAAAAAAAAAGUGCUGGUUUUAGGGUUUGUGGCUCCAACAGUUGAACAAUAUUAAGACAUUUUAGCAAGAGUGCAGAGCCAUGAUGAUGCGGUCACUUAGUUGUAAACUGGUUCAGUCCAGUUGGCUUUUCAGACUUUAAGUCAUUUUUUUAUGAAAAAUCCAUUUGUCAUGAUAAAUCCAAUCAUUAUUUUUUUUUUCUGGAAAUUUACACAUCUGCUUUAACUGACUGCAUUUAAAACACAAAACAUAAUAGUCAAUUUUUUUAAGUCCAUGCAUAACCUUGAUAGUCAUCAGAUGAGGAUAAUAUUUGAGCCAAUGAGACAUGGACCCUAUACAGCUAUUCAUUUUCUGUUGCCUUUUAUGCUUAUACAUGUAGAGACCUUCAUGUGCAAAGGCAGUAUGAUGACCCAUUUUAAUCUAACACUACAAACAUACCGAGUAGUGGUGGUGGUGGGGUUUAAUAUUUAAGUGAGGCGUGUGGUAUUUUUCAGGAUGUACACACAAAAAAGACUCAAAUUACAAGUUCAUGAUCUGUAGAGUACAGAUUUGUAUAACAAAAAUCAUUUACUUCGCGGGUAUGUAGAUGAAGUGGUUUGAUAUUGCAAUAAAAUAAGCGGGAACGCCUCAAACUGUUAACAUACAGUAAUUAUUUUCUGAGUGUUUUGAAUUGAUUUAAAAAAAGAAGCUUAUUGUAAUCUCUAAAGGCUCUGUAUGCAGCCUCCAUUCAAUAAUUAUUGCAGUUACUGCUAAGAAGAGAAGUAGGAACAUAUCAAAAAUUUAGUAUUGAAUAACUGUGGAAAUAUUGCAGAACAUAAGACAAAAAAAUUAUAAUUUAAUGCUAAGUAACAGGUACCUAUCUUGUUAGUGCAAGAUGAAAAAAAUUAUAUUGUAAUUAAAAAAUAAAACAAUAAGGUUGAGUGUUUGAGGUAUUCUUAGUCCAGAUGUUUGUACACUAGUAGGUUAAUUCUCAAGAAAAUAUUGCAUAAUACCGCUGUCGGAUGAAAACCGUCGAUCUUUGAGCCUUAUUUUUGAAACGGCCCUUGUAUUUUACAAGAUAAGUGGAUGUUUAUGGGUCAUAUAUUGUUCCCACCACGCAAAGAUCUUGUACGUUUUAACUCAAGCCAGUACAACUGAAAAGAAUCCAGAAAGUGGGUUUUCUUGCGACAGCAGUAUUGUGACUCGUCAUUAGGAUUUAUUUAACCAACCACUACUUCUGUCAGUAUUUCUCAAUAAAGUCUUAUGUUUUUGUUUUUUUUUCUUUUUCUUCUUUCCCUCUGGUCAAUUGAGCAUAAUGGGUAUGCAUAAUAUUCAGGUGUAUUUCACUAUAGCAUUGGAUAUCUAAGUUAAAAAAAAAAAAUGCAGUAUAUUUAUACAGCAAGUGGUACAGUAAUGUAUUUCUAGCUAAGCAUGGUUGCAUCAGUGUGGCAGCUACUGUUUGUGCUUUUAAUAUAUAUAUUUUCUUUACCUUU